Messenger RNA from Physeter macrocephalus (sperm whale), 2742 nucleotides. It is a transcript of the gene MMP11, whose product is annotated as matrix metallopeptidase 11. Gene Ontology annotation, molecular function: zinc ion binding; metalloendopeptidase activity. Lineage: Eukaryota; Metazoa; Chordata; Mammalia; Artiodactyla; Physeteridae. The transcript is spliced from 8 exons. Gene Ontology annotation, biological process: collagen catabolic process; proteolysis; extracellular matrix organization. The record is from RefSeq and is a predicted model, not a curated record. The coding region runs from base 1266 to 2651 and encodes 461 amino acids. Gene Ontology annotation, cellular component: extracellular matrix.
CUCCAUCCGGCAGCACCCGUUGCCGGUGACCCUGCGCCCUCCCAGCUCCUGGCCCGAGCUAUGUGCUCCCUGGGGACACGGGCCGCUGUCGCAGGGCGCCGAGGGCGUACGCAGGAGCGAAGCCUGGUCCUUCAAAGACCACCGCGGAGUUCUGGGAGUGGAGCUAGGGGCUGUCCCGCGCUCGGGAAGGGGGGCAUCGGGAGACCGGGCCCUGCUUCUCCCCCUCCUAUCGGUCCCGGCUCGCUGGCUCCGGCGUGGCCUCAGGGUCGCGGGUGGACUGGGCAGGGGAAGAAGCACCCACCCUCCGCAACGGUUUCCAGAGCUCCCGCCAGGGGGCGUCCGGACCGCUCUCGGACUCCUCGGCAAAAUCACUGCGGGGCGCUGGCAGCCCCCGCUGGGGUGCGACGAGGCCCCCUGCGUGGCCCUCCACCCAACGCGACCCCCUGCCCCACGGAUGCAGCGCCAGACCCCGACAGCGUUUACGCAGCGUGUCCCUCCCAAAGGCCGUAACCUAGAGGUGUUUGCGCGGGUUUGAAUCCUGUGGCCUCGAAUUUUACCACCUUGGUUCCAGGCCCAGGGCAAGGCAAUGCCGAAUUUAGGACGCUUGCCAGCCCUUCGGGAACUGGAGGUUUUCAUAGUCUUUUAUUGCUACCCUUAGCGGGGAGAGGUCCUGACCUCUUUACCACCCCCUCAUCACUGUCCCCUAUGCCCGAGGGAGGCCUCCCAGCAACAGGACUGUGGGGAGGAUGAAAUCGCCCACAGCAAAAUCAUGGGGGAGGGGUCCCAGGUGGGGAGAAGAGGCCCCUCUGUGAGGAAGGGGCAGAAGGGACGGAGGGGACAUGGGCAGUGCCUGGCAGGCUCAGCAUGUCUAUACUGUGUCCUAACCACACAGUCCUGUCAGCCAGCCUGGGAAGCAGGGCCCUCCCCUGACCCUCAUUUGGGCCUGGGCCAAAAUUUUCUCCUCUCUGCAGUGGGGGUGACCAUUGGCCUCGAGGUGAGGGAAGCAUGUGAAGGGUGGCUACUCUCUCCUCGUAGACAUGCCAGGCCUGAUCCAGCCUCCACCCCUUUGCUCAUGCAGCCCCUGACCACUUGUUCCCAUUGCCAAACUGGCCCAUCCUAGGCUGAUCAGGGUCCUCCUCCUGCAGGAAGCCCUCUGUGACCAGCCCAGCUUGCUGUAACCAUGGCUCUCCACUGCGGCCUGCAACGUGGGAGGUUGUUACUUGAGCUCCCAUGACAGGUGGACUUCAGUUCCGCAAAGCAAGGCCAUGCUCCCCUGGAGGCACUCACUUAAGGAUGCCCACCGCCGCCACCCAGUGAGGAGGGGGCCACAGCCCUGGCGUGAAGCUCCUCCCAGCAGCCCGGCAACUGCCCCGACCGCCCAGGAGGCCCCUCAGCCUGCCACCGGCCCCAGACCUCCCCGCUGCGGCGUGCCUGACCCGCCGGACGGGCCGAGCGCCCACAACCGACAAAAGCGGUUCGUGCUGUCAGGCGGGCGCUGGGAGAAGACGGACCUCACCUACAGGAUCCUCCGGUUCCCAUGGCAGCUGGUGCGGGAACAGGUGCGGCAGACGGUGGCAGAGGCCCUACAGGUAUGGAGUGAUGUGACGCCACUCACCUUUACCGAGGUGCACGAGGGCCACGCUGACAUCAUGAUCGACUUCACCAGGUACUGGCAUGGGGACAACCUGCCGUUUGAUGGACCUGGGGGCAUCCUGGCCCACGCCUUCUUCCCCAAGACCCACCGAGAAGGGGAUGUCCACUUCGACUAUGACGAGACCUGGACAAUCGGGGACAACCAGGGCACAGACCUCCUGCAGGUGGCAGCCCACGAAUUUGGCCAUGUGCUCGGGCUGCAGCACACGACAGCUGCUAAGGCCCUCAUGUCCCCUUUCUACACCUUCCGAUACCCGCUGAGCCUCAGCCCGGAUGACCGCAGGGGCAUCCAGCACCUCUACGGCCGGCCUCGGCUAGCCCCCACCUCUAGGCCCCCAGACCUGGGCCCCGGGGCCGGGGUGGACAACAACGAGAUUGCACCACUGGAGCCAGACGCCCCACCAGAUGCCUGCCAGGUCUCCUUUGAUGCGGUCGCCACCAUCCGUGGCGAACUCUUCUUCUUCAAGGCAGGCUUUGUAUGGCGGCUGCGCGGGGGCCGGCUGCAGCCCGGCUACCCUGCACUGGCCUCGCGCCACUGGCAGGGGCUGCCUACUUCCGUGGAUGCAGCCUUCGAGGAUGCCCAGGGCCACAUCUGGUUCUUCCAAGGAGCUCAAUACUGGGUAUACGAUGGUGAGAAGCCAGUCCUGGGCCCCGCGCCCCUCUCUGAGCUGGGCCUGCUGGGGUCCCUGGUCCACGCCGCCCUGGUCUGGGGCCCUGAGAAGAACAAGAUCUACUUCUUCCAAGGCGGAGACUACUGGCGCUUCCACCCCAGCACCCGCCGUGUGGACAGCGCCGUGCCCCGCCGGGCCACCGACUGGCGAGGGGUGCCCUCUGAGAUAGACGCUGCCUUCCAGGAUGCUGACGGCUAUGCCUACUUCCUGCGCGGCCGCCUCUACUGGAAGUUUGACCCUGUGAAGGUGAAGGCCCUGGAGGGCUUCCCCCGCCUCGUGGGCCCCGACUUCUUUGGGUGUACCGAGCCUGCCAAUACUUUCCGAUAACCACGGCUUGGAUGUCUUCAGGGCCCCUAAUCCCUGCCAGGACACUGACAUCGGCUGGAGACCAUGGCCAUCUUUGUGGCUGUGGGUACUG